UAACCAUAGUGUUUCUUUGCUUUUUGGUCUAUCGCAUAGAAUCUUAUGUACUCCUGAUGCUUCAGACGUGCGAGCGGACAGACAUGGCUCACAAGAAGGAUAAGAAUAGUCUGCAGCUGGAGCGGACCGCGCUGGCUCCAGUGAAUCCUUGUGCUCAGAAUACUGCUCCGCUCUCCAGUCUCCUGGACAGUGGACUGGACGACAUCAAAGUCCCCAGCCUGCAGCCAUUGUCACCUAUCAGAACGCCUUCUAUUGUCCGGAUCACAAUUCAAAAGGAGCCUACACAGAGAGCGACGAGCCUGCUCAUAGACCAGCACGUCGACAAUCUGUCUAUUCCCGUGCUGGAACCCCAGAGAAAACAGCCGUUCGUCACCAUGAAACCACCAGUGCUUGUGCCGUGGGAUGGUACAAUCAAAUGGGCUAUCCGAGGAUCCAGUAUUUUUGAGACUACGGAUGAAGAACUCGACGCGUUGCUGUACCGCCCGAAUAUUGUCAGCAAGGAACCUCCAACUGAGCUCUGGAUGUUCCAGUUUGGCUUGCGCUAUAUCCCUGCUGAAGGUGACAGAGAUGUACACCGCGCCGUCACUAUUGAGAAUCUACCAUCAGAUGUGACCCUGCAGCAACUCUUACCUCUAGUUACCGGCGAAAUCUACUCAGCACACUUCCUCGAUACUGUAUCUAUCACGGGGUCAAACACUGCUUUCAUCGUCUUCGUUGCCCAGGCAGAUACUGUUGACUUUCUCAAAGAUUCCGGCGGUAGUCUUGCCCUGAGGACGACACAGGCUAAAGUGACCCUAGUCCCGACUCCAACUUAUCCUAUGGCGGCUAGUAUGGCACGGCUGGUUUUCGAAGAGGGUCAUACGCGGUGUGUCUGUAUAUCUGGUGUGCGGGAUACUUUGAAGGGAGAGAUUCGUCGGGUCUUGGGCCGGUCGCCGUUCUUGGAUCAUCUCGAACGGAUCGAGGACGGACAGGUGCUUGGGGAUGUCUAUGCUCGGUUUCACUCUAUCAAGGUGGCCACUGCCGCCUAUAACCUUCUGGAGAGUCAUCCGAGCUUCCAGAAGUGUAAACUCCGGUUUCUGGCAGCAAGACCUUUGGCGCGGCAACCUCGUAUCGGAAUUUGGGAUUGAAGAGCAGUCUCGUCUUUCCGCACGUCUGUACAGUAGCUAGCCUUUAUAUCGC
Messenger RNA from Aspergillus neoniger CBS 115656, 1179 nucleotides. RefSeq lists its product as uncharacterized. Lineage: Eukaryota; Fungi; Ascomycota; Eurotiomycetes; Eurotiales; Aspergillaceae. The transcript has 2 exons. Bases 57 to 1127 code for a protein of 356 amino acids. The record is from RefSeq and is a predicted model, not a curated record.